Prunus avium (sweet cherry) is the source of this 909-nucleotide messenger RNA. The record is from RefSeq and is a predicted model, not a curated record. Lineage: Eukaryota; Viridiplantae; Streptophyta; Magnoliopsida; Rosales; Rosaceae.
AUCAUAGUUGGAGCAUUGUUUUUACCUGAUACACCAAACUCCUUGGUCGAGCGUGGCAAGCAUGAGGAAGCCAAAGCUCAGCUUCUUAAGCUCAGAGGAGUUCCGAAUGUUGAUGAGGAGUUUAACGACCUAGUUGUGGCCAGUGAAGCAUCCAAGUUGGUAAAACACCCAUGGGUUAGCUUGUUGAGCAGGAAAUAUAGACCCCAGCUUGUGUUUGCAAUCGGCAUCCCCGCCUUCCAGCAACUCACCGGCAUGAACGUGAUCACGUUUUAUGCUCCUGUCUUGUUCAAAACAAUGGGGUUUGGAAGCAGUGCUUCUCUCAUGUCAGCUGUCAUCACCAAUCUCGUUAAUGCCUUAGCUACAUUUGUCUCAAUUCUCACUGUUGAUAAGGUUGGAAGGAGGAAGCUUUUCUUACAGGGUGGUUGCCAAAUGCUCCUCAUGCAGGUGGCUAUUGGAAUUGCUAUGGCUGUUAAAUUUGGGGUCAGCGGCAACCCUGGAAAGUUGACACUAGGGUUUGCAGUUCCCUUGGUGCUCUUAAUCUGUGUUUACGUUGCUGGAUUUGCCUGGUCUUGGGGGCCUCUAGGAUGGUUGGUGCCCAGUGAAAUUUUCCCACUUGAAGUAAGGUCUGCUGCUCAGGCUAUCAAUGUCUCCGUCAACAUGAUCUUCACCUUUGCCAUAGCCCAAGUCUUCACAGCCAUGCUCUGCCACAUGAAGUUUGGCUUGUUCUUCUUCUUCUCUGUCUGUGUGGUGGUGAUGAGCAUUUUCAUCUACAAAUUGUUGCCCGAAACGAAAGGAGUUCCAAUUGAAGAAAUGCACACUGUGUGGGAGAAUCAUCCAUAUUGGCGGAAGUAUGUUGUUAACGAUGAAGGCAUUGCCAUGGGCAAGGGCAAGGGAGGACAGAGUGCUUAA